AAUGUUUUUUUCUUUCUUCCUUUGAUAAAUCAAAUUCAAAGAGGUGAACAUUGUAUUAGUUCUUGCUGAACUAAUACAAUGUACUCUAAAACCAACACUUCGUAACGAUGAGAAGCAAUGUUUUCGCUUCCACCGCUUUUACAAACAGCACCCAUCAGCUACCACCAUUGCCUCUACAGCUGCAUGUAACGUUGCGAUGUUCUGACGUCACGUAGGUGAGUGACGUCAGACAGGAACCAGUCGGAGGAAUCAAGAUGGCGUCCCACGCUGAAGCAGGAAAGAGAUUUCACCAUAAAUAAAACUCUUUCUGAGAAUAGUUUACAUUUGAGUGCCAUUCCGGCAAGACAUCGUUUGGAUUUCGAAAAAAACAGGCCGGAGCAGAUACAGAGUCUCUAAAUGGCUGCGAGGAAGUCUGGAUCAGAUGCAUACAACAAUGGACCCAUCAGCUACCUUGAUGAAGUUCCCUUCAAGAUCAAUGAUAAAUUCCACUGCCCAGCCAAAGUGGGACUUCCUGUCGGUUUCUGUCUGCCAGACUGCAACUCUUUGCUGUUGGACUCGCAGUAUGACUUUUCUCUGGAGAGACUUAGUGUGCGCUGGGGGGUUCAACUGGCUGAGGCCAGAGAAGCAGAAGCCAGAGCAGAAGAGGCCGCAGCCAAGCAGGAGGCAGAGAGCAGGGAGUGCUCGGCACAGGCCCAGGACAUGGAUGCUGGUGGUGGGAAGAGGCCCCGGUCAGCCGCAGAUGACCAGGACCUUCUACCGCCAGCGUUGAACCCCGUUCUGGCAGGGCUGAGCCACAACGCCAUCCUCACUCCAUUGCCCGCACCAAGCCUUGGCCCCAGAAAAAUCCAGCCCAGCACUCCCCAGCUGCACAGCCUCAACCUAGCUGACUUUGAGCGGGAAGAGGACCCCUUUGACAAGCUGGAGCUCAAAACUUUGGACGAUAGGGAGGAGCUCAGGAACAUCCUCCAGAGCCAACCCCAACCCCAACCCCAACCCCAAGCCCAACCCCAAGCCCAACCUCAAUCUCCUCCCUCUGUGUCCCCGCCCGAGGUCCCCCCGACAGGCUCAGGGUCGCGUGGAAACAGCCCGUCUCCUCCCAGAAUCAACACCAGCCAGGUGUCCAAAUCUGGCUUUUCCCAUAAACCCAAUGGGUUAAUUUCCUUGCUGGACAUGGACAGAGUCGGGCACCCUGGUAGAACGGGGUUCGACACCGACGACCGGCCCUGUAACAUCCGCUCUCUCACUUUCCCCAAGCUCUCUGACUCUGGUGACCCAGAGCCAGUGAGGUACAGCCCGCUCCCUGCUCCCCGACAGCAGCUGACCAAUGGCAGCCCACCGGCUACACCCAAGACCCAAGUUAUUAUUGGCCCCGAGCCAACCAGCCACUCUAAGGGCGGCGCACCAAAACCGGCCAACCCUGGGUCCGGGUCUGCUGGUCUGCCAUGUGGUGGAGCGCUGCUCAGCAUGACCCCCAGCGAGCGUCAGUGUGCGGAAACACUUGUAGGCAUGGGCUACUCUUAUGAAGGUGUCCUCCGGGCCAUGCAGAGACAAGGGCAGAAUGUGGAACAGGUGCUGGACUACCUGUUUGUCCAUGGGCGCCUGUGUGAUCGGGGCUUCGAUGCAAUUGCAGUGGAGGAAUGUUUAGAGAUGUAUCAAUGCUCAGAGGAAAAGGCUUUGCAGUUCCUUGAGCUAAUGUCAAGAUUUGGCGAAAUGGGAUUUCAGCGGGACGCCAUCAAAGAGGUGCUGCUGGUCCACAACAACGAUCAGGACAAGGCCCUCGAGGACCUGAUGGCUCGGGCAGCAGCGAGCUGAACAAAUCUAACCAGCCAACCAGAGCCCAACCCAGGGCUCGCCUCCCGCUACUACCCAACACAGCCCCUUUCCUUCUGCCCACCCUAUCGCACUAUGCCCUGCCCUCGCUUUGGCUGUGGAAGGGACAGCUGGGAGACGCUUAUAUUUCUCUCCGUGCUAAAACGUACCGCGUCCCAGCUCUUUUAAGAGCGUGUGCCCAGAGUGGGGUGGUUAAAAGGCUAACAAUCUGGUGGCGGUGGGUUAUUUUUCUGAAGAAAUUCUGGGGUUAGUGUCCAGAAUCUUUUUUUUUUUUUUCUACUGCAAAGUUGUACGAGAAUGAGAUGAAUGACUGCGCUGGGAUUGAGAAACUGGAUAAAAAGACGGCCCGAUUGGCUUCUUCUGGGAAGUUCACCUGUCUGUGGGGAAAAAACUGCAGGACCGAACGGGGAGCUGGUGACCUCACAGACCAAUUUGAACUCCUGAAACUCCCAAACGUCUAAGCGGCCAUCUUCCACUGCUUCGUGCCAACCUACUUAAUGGCGGCGAGGAUCGGGGGCUUGAUGAGGCUCUCUUUAAACUGAACCAACUCAAAUUAAAAGUACAAAAAAAAACAACUAAAAGAAGAAAUCCAGACUGUCGCCAGACACCCGACUCUCAAGAAGUGCCCUCUCUGCUCUGGUGCCCCGCACCCACUACUUUAUUCUUUCAUUAAUUCAUGUCUGUUUAUCUGUUCAUUUGGGCGCUUUUUCAUGUCUGCAAGAUCCAAUUCUGUUGAUUUCCGUUAUAGGAACGGCAUAAUAUAUCCUUAGUCAUUAUUACUUACUUACAAUAAGCGAUGCUAUUGUCCCAGUGCGUUCUUCAUUCUGCACUGGAAGGGCGUUUUAAAAGGAGUGGGGAGAAAUCUGGAACUAUUCAAUAAUCCACUGGCACUGAUGUGUCACUAACAGCACACAGGCGUGCGCUCAUGUUUUGUGAUUAUCAUCUUGUUUAAUAGCACACUGAAACUUUCAUUUAAAAAUAACUAAUUUGAUCUGAUAAUGUAAGAUAUGUCAACAGACGUGUAACUGUCAAGGACUUCUGUUUGCAGACUGGGGAAGAGUUUGGAAAAAUAAAAUGUAAGUGGGUUGUUUUUGCAGCCACGUUACAGUGCAAUAGAGACAUUUCACCUUGUGUUACUCUUGACUCAAGUAAUUGUUGGGAAAUAAAUGUCAGACACAUUUGGAUGUGACUAGUAUAGGUUUGAUUACAGUGAUCACUAUCAUUUAUUCUGUUUUUGGGAUUCAUGCCACACAAUCUAUUCAAACAUUUUGUGUGAUAUGAAGUGAUGUUAUCACAUAAGGCAGGGUCAUCUUGAUUUUAGCUUUCUCUCCAUUUCCACAUCUUAAUCUUAAAGUUACCAGAAUUUGUCACCACAAGCUUAAAGCAUUUCCUCUUAUGUUAAUUGGUUAUAGUUUUUCAAAAGAAUGCCGGGAUCCUUCAUUUUCAUGGUGUGUGUCUGAGUUUUACAGUUUUACAUAAAUGUUUUUAAAAGCAUGUCUGCUCAGUUACACCAAAGGUAAGGAUGGCAGGUUCUUCCUGUAGUCUUGAUUUCUGUGUUCGUGAUAGAGACUGUGAGAUGUGUGGUAGAAGAUUAGGGAUUCAAAGUCUGCUCAAUGUGACUUGACAAAGUGGCACUUUGUUUGGGACCAGUCCAGUGCUUUGUUUCUCAUGUUUCACAAAUGCAAAGAAAUACAUUUUCUAAACACAAGUUUAUUUUAGAACAACUCGUGGUUUCUAGAAAAACUAUCGGAUGGUUUAUUUCCAAAACAGAUCUAAUUGUACCACGUAUGGCAAAUAUACAGUACUGGUGGGGGAAAACAACACGACGCAGGCGAGGUGUCAUGUUAGACGUAGCAUCCUUUUUCCGAGCCAGCGUUUUGUCGGAUGUGUGGUUGAUGUGAUCAACAAAUAAGUAUUUUUACCCAGUCUUUAUUUGAGUUGCCUUCCCUUUUGAUUUACUGUGAAAGAGAAGAAAGUUAAACUUUCUUUACAGGCAAACACACAAGUGGUAUUAUUGUCGCCUUACAUAACUCAUAGAUGAGGGUUGGUUUCCACAAUCGUAUAUAAUUCCUGUUAAAGUUAAUUUCCACUUGCCUCUCCUCUGACACACAAGUGGGAGUGAAUGCAGUGCUGCUGGUUCUGGACCUCCUCCAUCAAUGCCUCCUCCACUUCUGUUACAAUCUCCUUAUUGUGGAGAUGAAUCGCAAGUAGGCUGUUAUUAAUUAGGGUAUCAUCAAGGGUUCAUGCAUCAGAUCCAUUUCUAAGUCGCAGCAUAAUUCAAUAUGUAAUAUCUCAAUGGUAUAAUAAGAGUUGGCUGAGUUGAGUGUUCUUUCCCAAGCUCCUGAAAUGUGAUUUGCAAAAUGUUUAAUUUGCUCUUGAAUGGUUCGGAAAAUCCUCACAAUUAAAUGUGCAUCUUUUUAGUGGUGAGACCGUUAA
Molecule: messenger RNA, 4266 nt
Organism: Gasterosteus aculeatus aculeatus (three-spined stickleback)
Lineage: Eukaryota; Metazoa; Chordata; Actinopteri; Perciformes; Gasterosteidae
Gene: ubap1
Product: ubiquitin associated protein 1
Biological process (GO): ubiquitin-dependent protein catabolic process via the multivesicular body sorting pathway
Cellular component (GO): ESCRT I complex
Molecular function (GO): ubiquitin binding
Source: RefSeq, a predicted model, not a curated record